AAACUUCAGGUUGUAUAAAAUAAACAUUAGUACAAAGAUUAUAUACACACAUAAAUAUAAUCGAAUUUUCAAAUUCAUUUGAAAUUAUGGAGCCAAGUACAUAUUGUGGAGCAUCUGACGAUCAUGUUCAUUAUGAUAAUUAUGAACUUAUUGCUGGAAAAGCAAUUAAAUUGUUCGAAGUUGACGGUAUCGAUGAAAAUACCCUUUGGAUUGAUAUGAAGAAUUGUUCAGGAUCAAUGGAUGAAAUAACAUUCUCAUUACUUCCGAACUUACAAUUGAUUAGCAUGGACAAGUGUGAUAUAAAAAGCUGUUCAAAAGCAUUCUCUCAAAUUGAGAAAUUAGAAACAUUGCAUAUCAAUAAAAGUAAAUUUCCAUUUGAGGCCAUAACAUUUGAAGGUAAUAGAGGAAUAACAACAUUGCACAUACAAGAUGUUAAAUCGCCUUUAAUUGCAUGCUUUCAACAUUUAAACAAAUUGGAACAUCUUUCUUUAGAAGGGUGCAAUCUGGAAACUAUAAAUAAAGAAUUUUUAACUGGAUUAGAUUCAUUGAAAGGUCUUUCUAUUUCAAAAUGUCACAUAAAAACAAUUGAAACUGACAUUUUUCGAGACUUAUCGGAGUUAGAGGGACUUGAUAUAAGAGAUUGUGAAAUAUCGGAGAUAACUUCUGAUGUUUUCAACAAUUUGCCCAAAUUAAAGUUUUUAUCAUUCCAUCACAACAAAAUUGACUCUGAAAUAGACUUGAAUAAUCUCAAUCAAUUGGAAUCUCUGCAAACAAUUCACUUUGAUAUUAACAUCUAUAGAUCCUUGCUUUAUGAUAAUUUUCCCAAUUUGAAGAAUGUUAAAAUUGGAUAUGAUGAUGAAGAAAAUAUUGAAGAUGAAGACAUAAUAGAAAUGUUGAAAUCCAAAAAUAUUAGCACUGAAUAUGUAUUUUGUGGUAGUAUUGACUAUAAUAGUGAUGAAAUGGAAGAAUGUUACUAAAUGGUAACAUCGAAAUCAAUGCUACGAAAUUAAACCUAAAAGAAUACCAUUUAUAGUAACUUAAGAGUACAAUAGGUUUGGUAAUAAGUGAACCUGUAAAAACAAUAGGGAAUAUGCAUGUAUUCUCUUUAUAUUUUUAAUUCACUCUUUAGAUAGGUAUAACUCAAUAAAAAAUAUAUAUUCUAUUGGAAAAUCCCAACUCUACAGUUAUUUUUGUAGCAGCUGCAUGAGGAAACUGCAGUUUUUUUAUUAUGAAUAGUUGGCACUACUGCUAAUGACAUUUAAGUGCUGUCAUCUUGACUUUAAUUUUUACUUCAUGUAUUCCCAUUGAUUUGUAAUUUGAAUUUAUAUUUUCAAGUAAUUAAAAAGUUCAGAUUAGAACAUGAAAAUCACAUCAUCAAAAAAAUCCAAAUAAUAUUGAAAAUGUCGGUUAAAUUUAGCUGGUACUGAACGCUACUAAUAUUCGCCCGCUUUGGAUGAUGUCAAUUGCCACAUCCUGUAUUCACGAAAAUUACGAUGUGGACGACAUCUGUUAAGUUUUUUCCAAAUUUCAAUAGAGGUGAACAACAAAGCCAGAAUACAAACUAAUUUUGUUGUUUUAUAAACAAUAGAAACUGUUAUUUGACAUUUUAGUCGAAAUAGUAAAAUAAUAUACCUGUUUAAAGUGCUCUUUUGAGAACAAAACAAACACUUGUUCCAAUAAUGAUGCAAAACAUAUGCAUGUUUUAAAAAUCAUCUACUCCAAAAGAAUGGGAAUAUUGGCCCAAAUUAUAGAGAAGUGUUCAAUAAGGUUGAAAACUCAUCUACACCAAAAUAAUAAGAACAUUGAGCUGGAAUUCUUUUUUCAGUGUACAUUCCAUAGAAAAUUAUUUAUAAAAACUAAUUUGAACCAAUUUUUGAGAUGGAUUGUCGUCGUCUCUAAAACCCUGGCAUUUCAACAAUUUUGCCGCCCUAGGCCUGGUCCUCAGGGGCCUAGACGUAAAUUCAUUACUGAAUAUAACUAAACAUUUUUGGUACCUAUAGUCUUUGAACUAUCUUUUUCUGAAUAUAUGAAUAAAUAACUUUAUCAAAAAAAUAUUUUUCUUAAACGUUUCUUUUUCAUUGACUACCUAUUAUUUCACCUAAAUAAACCUGUUCCGUUUUGAGUGGAAGAAUAGUCACGUUAUAUAUGAUCAACAUGGCAGUCAAAGGGUUAAAUAAAAAUAUUUUCUUAAUAAAUAAUUUUAAUAAUACAUGGAAUUAUAAAGUAUGUUUUUAAAAUAAAAAUAUUACAUAAGAUAUAUGUUAAGCAUGAUUUCUUGUUAAUUGUCUUAGGUAAAAUAGAUAAGAAACCGGUUUCUUUGAAAUCAGUAAUACACAAGAUGUAUAUCUCAUCAACAGUAUUGUGCUUCCCAUAUUUUCUAAUUAACCAGUAAUUAAUGAGGUGGGUUUUUGUUUAUCGACUUUGUUUUUGCGUUUGGAUUAUGACUUCGAAAUCUUUGACUACUCAAAUGAAGACAGAUGACUCCCGUUUUGAAAAAUGGUGACAAAAGUAACAAUUUUGAACAUAAUACACAAUGAAACUAAUUCUGAAAUAGAGCUGUCCCUCAGUAGUUAAUGAGGUUGAAUCUUAGCAAAUUUCAUCUUUGAAUUAUCAAGAUUCAUAAUUUUAAAUAAUCCGUAGAACCUCCUAAUGCUUACAAGCACUCACAAUAUUAUCGCGCAUCUUCCAGGCAAUAUUGGUUCUACAAAAAAGUUAGGAAAGUAUUGUACUUAACUUUCUUCUUAGGAGUUGCUGUUCAAUGAAGAAAUGUUGAAUGAAAUAAAUCUUCACACGCACAAUGUAACCCUUGUAAAAUUCAGAGCCUUUUUGGUAUUUUGAUAUAUACAUACAUUUUCAAAUCCAAUAAUAAGGACCUAGAAGCACUGUUUGUUUCAGAUGGUACCGAACGUGACAUUUUCAGAAGCACUAUGUCAUUGUAACGAGUUUUGGAAAUUUAUGCUUCUAAAUGUCCUUGAUUUUAGAUCUCUUCUGAUUUAAAAUUAGUUCCUUUCAAAUUUUAAAACAGAAGAGACCUAAAAUCAAAAACAUUUAGAAACAUAAACAGAUCAAAAGGUCUCAGAAAUUAGUUUUUAACAUACCUUCAUUUUGACAAAACUGCAGAUAAAAAUCAAUGAAAAAAGAAUGAUAAGACCACUGCAAUGUACUGUGUUUUUCAAAAAAUUUUCAUAAUUAGCCAAGGAUGCUCUAUUGGGGAAUAUGCUUGCAUGUUGUAUUACAGGUUUUUGUGUGCUGAUUGCCACACUUUCAUUUAUGGCAAUUGCAUUGUGGGUAAUUUUCUAGAUUGCGCUCAAUAAACUCUAAAAUAAAUUUUACUAUAAAUAAGUUUUAUUUGCAUUUAUUAGAUCACUAGAUAGAAUUUCUGCUAUUUUUAUUAUUUAUUUGAACUACUUUUACUAUUAGAUAGUUUUUAUUGUGUAUUUUUCAAUGUUCAAAAAUAAAGCCUUGUUAUUGCAAUUUGUUUUGUUUUUAAUAUUAAUUUUAACUAUAAUGAAUUUAAUGAGUAAAAUUAUCCAAAAAUUGAUGCCAGAUAUGUGAUUGUCGAGCUUCACUUUACCAGUUAUGAAACAAAAAGGUCACCUCACCAGUUACAGGUUAAAUUUAUACUAAAGAGAAGUGACAUGUCCAUAAAAAUCAUUUAUAUGUAAACAAUAAAUACAAAAAUAUGUUAAUAUUAUUGAAUCAGUUUGAUUUCUGAAUAAAUUGGUACAGUAAUGAUUAUGUAUUGUAUAAUUAGUCUUGAUGGGGAGAAUAAAAUUUUGUAGAUAAAAUGGGAGAAAUUGAAUCACCAAAUCUUUUGGUAAAA
This is a messenger RNA of Diorhabda sublineata, 3823 nucleotides long. RefSeq names its product leucine-rich repeat and immunoglobulin-like domain-containing nogo receptor-interacting protein 1. The coding region runs from base 87 to 977 and encodes 296 amino acids. Lineage: Eukaryota; Metazoa; Arthropoda; Insecta; Coleoptera; Chrysomelidae. The record is from RefSeq and is a predicted model, not a curated record. The transcript has 2 exons. Gene Ontology annotation, molecular function: protein binding.